Trichomycterus rosablanca is the source of this 1528-nucleotide messenger RNA. It is a transcript of the gene ark2cb, whose product is annotated as arkadia (RNF111) C-terminal like ring finger ubiquitin ligase 2Cb. Gene Ontology annotation, cellular component: nucleus. NCBI's taxonomy places the organism in Eukaryota, Metazoa, Chordata, Actinopteri, Siluriformes, Trichomycteridae. The transcript has 8 exons. Gene Ontology annotation, molecular function: ubiquitin protein ligase activity; zinc ion binding. Bases 122 to 1177 code for a protein of 351 amino acids. The record is from RefSeq and is a predicted model, not a curated record.
UUGUCCUCACGGCGCUGCGCUCCGCCUGAAUGUAACCGAAGCUCGUUUUUUAUUUCUAGCGGAGAGUCAUUCUGAGCCAUUUAAUUUUUACAGACUGUUAGGCGAGCGGAAGGAUCGAAAGAUGGUGUUAGUACAUGUCGGAUACCUGGUUCUUCCCGUGUUCGGCUCGGUGAGAAAUAGAGGAUCUCAGUUUAACAGGCAUCAGCAUAGCCAUGCUACCUCUUGCCGGCAUUUCCACGUAGGGCCCCAGACCCAGAUCCCUGUUGACUUCCCAAUGCCCCAUCCAGGACAAUCUCAGGCGGGUAUGAACCCGCAUCUCGGCCCGACACACCAGCCAGCCACCUCGCUGCAUCCACCCCUCGGCCACAUACCAGCGCCACAGUUCCAGGACAUCCAAGGUUCCCCCUUCCUACCUCAGGCUUUACACCAGCAAUACCUCAUCCAGCAGCAGAUCCUGGAGGCACAGCACAGGAGGUUCCUUCCACAGCCCAGACAUGCCCAAGACAGGACGGCACACCAUCCUCAGACGAUGCGCACCCCCUAUGAAUAUGCCCCGUCCAUGCACGUUCCUCCUCCCCCACCUGCACCGCAGCAACCCCGCUACCUUGCUGAAGGAACAGACUGGGACCUGAGUGUAGACCCUGGGCUGCCACAUUCACACUACCAUGUUCCUCAGCUCCCACAGCACUAUCAGCACUACCUGGCCUCUCCCAGACUGCAUCACUUCCCCAGAAAUGCAUCCUCAGCACAAGUGGUUGUCCAUGAGAUCAGGAACUACCCCUACCCACAGUUACAUCUAUUGACCCUGCAAGGCCUCAAUCCCUCUCGUCAUGCCACUGCUGUGAGAGAAAGCUAUGAGGAACUAUUACAGCUGGAAGAUAGACUUGGUAAUGUGAACCGAGGAGCUGUGCAGACCACCAUUGAGAGGUUUACAUUUCCCCAUAAGUACAAAAAGAGACGACCACUGGAGUUGAAAAUCGGGAUGGAUGAGGACGAGCUGGACACAGAUGAAAAGUGUACAAUCUGCCUGUCAAUGCUCGAGGAUGGAGAGGAUGUGAGGAGAUUACCCUGCAUGCACCUCUUCCAUCAGGCCUGCGUCGACCAGUGGCUCGCGACCAACAAGAAGUGUCCAAUUUGCAGGGUAGACAUUGAGACCCAGCUAACUCCGGACAGCUGAUGUCUCUCGUAGCGUUGGUGAAAGCACUGUCCUUUUUCACUGUCCCUUUUUGGGUACUUUGCCAAAUGUCUGUCUCUCCAUCACCUCUCACCUUUGACCUUGCCUUCUGAGCCAACCGAAGACGUGAAGCAGGUAGGAUCCGUGUCAUAUAGCGAAGUCCGUGAAACAGAAAGAAGUGGGAGGAUUCAUGGAGAAGAACGUUCACAUCUGACGCGAGUGUCCAGAGCAGGUUUCGGUGGGAUUUCAGGGGGGUUUGCUGAGUCUGUCAUUGUGAUGGUUUCGAUUAAAGUCUCCUGCGUGGACAUUCUGUGUGUUUAGGACAGUAAGUGCAGCUCCUGGAGGAUAAUUUUG